AUGCACAUGAUUACCUUAGCCAUGCUUAAUGGUGGGGUUAAUCUAUUUGUUGUUCAUAAUGUCUCUGAACCUGAGGUGAUACAUAUGUUAGAAUAUAUUCCUCAGAAUACAAAUGAAGUAGAAGUUGAACCUGUAGGUAUGGUUAAGGGUGAAGAUGAAGAGCAAGGUGGGGGUAUGGUUGAGGGUCAAUGUGAAGAGCAAGGUGGGGGUAUCACUGAAAGUGUUGUUGUUUUAGAAGAAAGAGUUGAGGCUGAUGAUCUUGUUGAAGGAGAAAUUAAAACAGAGGUUGGUGGGGGUGAAUGUGAGAGAGGUCAGUGUGAUGGAAUGACUGAAAGUGUUGUUGUUUCAGAAGAAAGACUUCAGGAUGAUGAUGUUGUUGAAGGAGAACUUCAAACAGAGCAUAGUGAAAGACAAUUUGAGGUGGCUGUGAAUGAAGGUGAGAGAGGUCAGUGUAAUGGAAAGACUGAAACUGAUGUUGUUUCAGAAGAAAGAGUUGAGGCUGAUGAUGUUGUUGAAGGAGAAAUUGAAACACAGGUUGGUGUGGGUGAGGUUGAAGAGGAUGCUUGUGAUGUUCGUAGCUGGACCAGUAGUGGUGAUGAUGAUGGCAAUGAUGAGGUUAAUUAUGACUGUAUGGAAGGUCUAGUUGAUGUUAAUGUUGAGUGUGAUUUAGAAGAGGAGAGUGAUGAUGAUAGAGGUUUGUCCGAUGAUGAAUGGAAAUCUAAUGAAUUAGACAGUGGAGCAGAAAGUGAAGCAGAUGAUGAUGAAGAGGAGGGUUAUGGGAAGUUUGUAACCUUCUGCAUGCCUAAGACAAUGGUAGAUUAUAAAUGGGAUGUGGGAACUUAUUUUGCUGACAAGCAAGACUUUGUGGAUGUCAUCAAAACAUAUGCAAUAGAAAAUGGUAGAAAUAUUAAAUAUAUUAAAAAUGAUAAGAAGAGAAUUAGGCUAAAAUGUAUGGGUGCUAAAGGAGAGUGCCCCUGGAUGGCAUAUUGUGCUUAUAUGGAAGCCAUUCAUACGUGGCAAUUAAGGACUAUUGUUGACAACCACAGAUGUAGUAGAGAGCACAAAUUAAGAUUACUUAAUGCAAAAUGGCUCAGUAAGAGGUUGGAAAAAACUGUUAAACAAAAUCCCCAAGUAAAGGGAGUGGAAAUUCGUGAGAAGAUAAAUAGAAAAUGGAAUGUAGGUGUAUCUAGAUGUAUGGCUUAUAGGACAAAGGACAUUGCUUCAGACAAUGUUGAUGGGUCUUUCAAAGACCAAUAUAGAAGGAUUUAUGAUUAUGCGAAUGAGGUUUUAGCUCAUAAUCCAGGAUCCACAGUGAAAGUCAAAGUUGAAGAGAAUGUGGAUGAAGCCAUUUUUAGGAGGUUUUAUACAUGUCUAAAGGCCUGCAAGGAUAGUUUUGUGUCCUGCAGGCCAAUUAUUGGGUUGGAUGGUGCUUUUCUGAAAGGAAAAUAUGAUGGUGAAAUGUUAACUGCUGUUGGUAGAGACGCAAAUGAUCAAAUGCUACCUCUUGCAUAUGUCGUGGUGGAAGUAGAGAAGAAGGAUACUUGGAGAUGGUUCCUUGAACUUCUAGUUGAAGAUCUCAGUGGGGAGGAAGUAAGUUCAUCAUUUACAUUCAUGUCGGACCAGCAAAAGGGACUACUACAAGCUGUACAAGAAGUGGUGCCUAGAGUUGAUCAACGUUUCUGUGCAGCUACAACAACCCAUCCACAAGCAUGGGAAGCAGAAAUGAGAAAUAUUAAACAGCUUAACGAUGAGGUUUUCAAAUACUUGUUAAAAAUCCCUCCCAGGUACUGGUCAAGAUCAAGAUUUAGCAGCAAGCCUAAGUGUUAUACUUUGGUUAACAACAUGUCAGAGGCUUUCAAUAGUGUAAUGGUGCAUACAAGCUGGUCAGCCAACAAGAUUUUUGAAGUUCGCCAUGUGUCCCAAGCUGGUGACAAAUUUGUAGUAAAUUUAGAUGAAAAUUUGUGUACAUGCAGGAAGUGGGAAAUCACUGGCAUACCAUGUUGCCACACCUUAGCUGCUAUGAAAUUCCUAAAUCUUGAUGCAGAGGAAUUCAUUCCAUGUUGCUUUAGGAAGUCCACAUAUGAAGAAACAUACUCUUCAAUUGUCUAUCCAAUAAAUGGUAACAAUCUGUGGGAGAUUACCACAUAUGAUGAUGUCUUCCCUCCACCAAAGAGAACAUUGCCUGGGAAACCAAAGAAGAAGCGAAGGUUGGAGCAAUGGGCGUUGGUGAAGGAUGACAAAAGAAUGAGAAAGGGUGGUUUAAAGAAAAGAUGUGGCAUUUGUAAGGAACUCGACCACAACAGGACUUCUUGCACCAAAGCAAAACAAACAAUUGAUUUGAACUCUCAACAAACACAACAAAGUAACCCAUCAACUCAACCAAUGAUGCCAUCAUCAAAUCAGGUAGAAGCUGCAGUUGAAGGGGAUAAAUGA
This is a messenger RNA of Vigna angularis (adzuki bean), 2433 nucleotides long. RefSeq lists its product as uncharacterized. Gene Ontology annotation, molecular function: zinc ion binding. The transcript has 8 exons. Lineage: Eukaryota; Viridiplantae; Streptophyta; Magnoliopsida; Fabales; Fabaceae. Bases 1 to 2433 code for a protein of 810 amino acids. The record is from RefSeq and is a predicted model, not a curated record.